CAUUGAUAGGAACUUUCCUUUCCUUUGGACAAGUGCAAGAAGAAAAAUAAAUGCAUUUACAAGCAGCGAUGUCAAAUAAUUUCCCAGCAGAAUAGACAAAGUCGUCUCUUUUAGAGCUCAAACCUAUUGGGUUCCUUAAAAACAUUUUUUUAAGAGUCAGAAAUUUCUUAUGGUAUGUGGUGAGCAUUUGUACAACUCUGGUGUGUGAAACUAUCGGAAUAGAUGACUUUUUGAAAGUAUUUUCAACCUUUUUUGCAACUAUUUCUGUAACCUCUUUACUCCUAAGUUCAUAGUUGUCGCCUCGGAGUCGCCCUAUACCAAAUCUUUCAAACUGAUAACAUAAAAGAACAUCCUGGUAAGUAGGUAACUGGGACUGAGAGAGAUUGUACGGAUACAUGCCAAACACAGGACAUUUCUGUCUAAGUUUAAAUUUAGAUACAGACAUUUUGAGUUCUGUGUUUUGUUGAGAGAAUAUAAGUGAUAGCACCUGGCGAAAUCAACGACAAGAGUGAAGGAACUCGAUGAAAAAAUAUUUAUGUGGAGACCAGUCCGAACGUGUCGUAUGGCGCAGGGAAAUGAAUGUAAGUGAUAGAACUCGGCGAAAUCACCGACAAGAGUGAAGGAACUCGAUGAAAAAAUAUUUGUGUGGAGACCUAUCCGAACGUGUCCUUUGGCGUAGGUGAAUGAAUGUGAGUGAUAGCACUCGGCGAAAUCAACGUCAAGAAGUGUGGCCGCAAGCCGAUUUUCACCUUGCGCUGUGGCGCGCCGCCUUUUCGCUCGUAUCUCGGGAACGGUUCGUCCUACGGCCAUGAUCACGUACACCAUUUCGGUAGCAAAUGACGUGACAAAUAACUUUUGUUUCAUACAUUUUGCCAUGAGAUGCGUAUUUCAGGUGCUAGGUAGACAAUUUCACGAUUUUAGGCGAAUUUCCGAAAUUUCAAGACCGAGGUUCGGAUUGAAGAUGCAAUCCGAUCUCAAAACAAAAAGUUGCAUUGGAAUCAGGAAGUACUAAGGCAACUUUUCCGCACUAUUAGAAAUACUGAAUCGAAAAAAGUCCGGAAUCGACCCACCCUAAUAUACAUACAUAUCUGAUAAAAGGCCUACAAAUACUUACAUUUGUGUAUCUAAACACACAACAUUAAAAAUCAAAAAAAGAAAAAAUUUUCAAGUAUUCACUUGACAACAUUUUCCGGCAAUACCCCUUAUACUCAAAACAAGUACAAGCAGGGGUCGAAUCGUUACAUCCGUGCACGGAUCGGCAAACGUACGAAAGAAAAUUACGUGAUACGUCAAUCGUAUGUGGCGAUUGGCAUUAUGACAUACGAAAGCGAACGGAUCGUAAUGUGUUUUCAAUUCACAAUAGUUUUUAAAUUCCACAUUGCUAUGGAUCGUAUUUUUAGGUCGAAAUAGAUGUGGAACUGUCAAAACUGUCGCAAAAUAUUGAAUAAAUUUGUUAGUUUAAACAUCAAACGGUUGAAUAUCAAGAUGGAUCCGACUUUGUUUUUUUAUUUGAGCUCUAGUGAGAGUGAUAGUGAUGAAAAAAUAGUGCGGAGGCAACUAAGAGAUCGGAGCAAUCCUUUGGCACUGCCGAACACAGCGUAGGUAUAUAAAAAUUAAAUCAUGAAACCUCAUUAAUGAAGUUUUCUUUGCAGAUUUUUAAAACGAUUUUGUCUAAGUAAAGAGGCUUUUGAAUAUGUCCUAAAUAAUAUAUGUUUAACGUAAUCUGACGUCAGAGCAGUGCCUCCAGUGCUACAAUUAGCAACCACGCUCUCACAUUUGGCUAGCGGUGGAUACCAGCACAGUGUAGGCAGUGACUAUUUAAUCGGGAUUUGUCAAAGCACUGUUUCGAAGCUGACAUCCCAUGUACUUAAAGAAAUGGAAACGAAGUUGUGCCCUCUGUUUAUACGGUUUACACCAGAGUGUAAAGAGUGGUUUGUGCAGCAAUAUAAAAUUCCAGGAGUUAUAGGGUGCGUUGAUGGAACCCACAUCGGCUUACAAAAACCCACAGUGAACGAGCACAUGUACUUCAAUAGAAAAGGCUACCAUAGUAUCAACGCUAUGAUAAUAUGUGAUCACACUUACAAAAUUUUGGCUAUUAACUGUCAAUACGGUGGUGCAGCCCACGACUCAUUUGUUUGGAAACACUCGGACCAGCGAAGAGUUUUGGAAGAACGAUUUCAGCACAACAGGAAUGAAAAUUCAUGGCUUUUAGGGGAUUCUGGCUACCCAUUGGAACCAUGGUGCAUAACUCCUUACAGAAACGCUUCGGAGGGUGCAAGUGAAGCUAUGUUCAAUGAAAUACAUUCCAAGGCAAGAUGUAUCGUCGAACGAACUAUCGGAAUUUUAAAAGGACGCUGGAGAAUUUUAGGAUAUGGCAACAGAGGAAGGUAUCAUCCGACAAAAGUGGCAAGAUUUGCUAACGUUUGUGCAGCAUUACACAACAUUUGCAUAAAAUUUAAAAUAAAUUAUGAUCCUCAGAAUUGCGAAUCUGACCAAACGGAUAUCGACACUGGGGUAGCGAACCGCCUCACCGCAAUCGGCCAAACAAUAAGGGAUCAAAUAAUGCACUCUUUAAUAAAUUGAAGAUGAAAAUGUCUAUGUAUUUAUUCUUGUAAAUUUUUUUCCCUUCUAAACUGAAAUACAAAAAUUUUGUUCAUAUAAACUCAUUAUUUUUAUUAGUCGUUUCAUCACGUUUGUUGGUUUUAUCACAUUUCUUAAAUAUUAAAUAAAUAAAAUUCAAAAAAAAAAAUAAAGCUCUAUUAAAUUAAAAAAUUCAUUAAAUGCUUAAAACUAAAAAUUCAUUAAAUACUUAAAACGAAAAAUUCAUUAAAUGCUUAAAACUAAAAAUAUUUACAUCAAUGUACCAAGUUUUAUAAUAAAUUCCUUCGUAAGGUUUCGAGCUCCAAUUUUUUUAUCUUGUGGUCUAUUUCCCUUGUUGAUUGUUGGAUGCGGUGCUUUUCCAACUAAAUGGCAACCAGCUUUUCCUGUAGUGCCAGCAUUUUUUCUUGUGCUGCUACUAACCUAUCAAACUUCUGGUCUAUUCCUUUUUGAAAAGCCGAUAGCGACUUCAUGUUUUGUUGAAGUAACUCCAACUUCUCGUCACUCCUACUUUUUCUCCUCGGUGUGCGUGGAGUUUUUUCUGUUGCUAUUGUUGUAGCGAGUAGCGACUGUGUGGAAGUUGUUGGGCCUGGUAAGGAGCUGGGGAAAGGGCUUGCCUCCUCAUCACUGCUAUCACAGUUAACGAUAAACGUCGAAGCUUGCGUAGUUGGGUUAUUUCCAAAUGCAGAAACAUUUGUUAUGCCUUCUACGAAAGCUUCGAGUCCAGCUGCUUCAAUUAGCAGUUCGUCCGUCACAGUGAUCAACUUUUCAUUAUAGGGCUCUCCACCAGUUCGCUGCUUUGAUGCCUUAUUGAAGGAAAGUUUUUUUUUGCUUGAUAUUUUUGAUCAGCAAAAACCUAAAAAAACCAUAAAAAUUAAUAUUUUAUCAAAAUAUAUUGCAUAUAAAUUAUAUACAUACCUUCCUCCACAACUUAGCAUCUUUAACUGGUGGCCCCACGGCAUUAAGCUGCUUCGCCAGUUCCUCCCAUAAUUUGUUGGAUGCAAUUCUUCCUUGCGCAGAGUUUGGAAGGUUAUUUUUUGCCAAACAUGGAUGGCUUGACAUGAAUUCCGCCAUCACAUCUUUUUGUUUAGGACUUAGCUUAUUAUAAUUUGUCCUAAAAUAGAUUUAUUAUUAAAAAUUAAAAAUUUACCAAAUACUCACAUUUUUAAAUAAUUCGUCUGUUACGAUCGGUAGUUUGCGUUCGAGUGACGGUUCGAACGAACGGAUACGUUUAUAUACUCGUUCACGUGUGUCAUCAUGCCAGAUUACGAUAGAAGCGUUACGAUCACGUAUGUCAUAAUACGAAAUACAGACUUUUACGUGACGAGUGAUACGUUCACGGAUGUAACGAUUCGACCCCAGGAUUGCGCAAAAAGUAAGCUAAGGCAAUUGCGAAAUUAAAAAAGAAAAAUAAGAAAACCAAACAUACUUACGAGUAUAUGCCAAUAGUCACCACUUUCAUAUGUACAUAUGUACCUUACAUACCGAAGCAAAGUGAAAGACAAAAUUAAUGCGACAUACACCCACAUGUAUGUAUAAACAGCAUAACGAAAAUUAAAUUUUACGUAUUAACCAAAAGUGCAUACCUGCACUUCACCGAAUUUCUAUUCCCGCGUUAUCCGUACGGCAAAUAUUAUAUACAUACAUACAUACGGCAUACAAUUUGCCUAUGCCGGUAUAUACAACGUAUGUAGGGUACAAAAUUAAAUUAAAAAUUUACAAAUUUUACAAAACUCCAAAAAAAUAAAUCGGUAAAUUCGAAAUUUUACUUUAUUAAAAAUUUUAAAAUUCGUCAUUAAAAAAAAAAAUUAAUUACGGUCAAAAUAAAACAAAAAUUUUAGAGUUGGUAGAAAGGAAAAGCAAAUACAUAAGUAUUGCCAGUUUCAAGUGUUUACACACAAACUUAUAUCGGCACCUGUCCAGCAAUACCCCUUGUUCUUGUUAAAGCACAAGCAAGCAGGAUUGCAAACAAAACAAAAAAAAUAAUUUUUUGCAUCUUACGUAUGCACAUAAACACGCACAUAUUGUGCAAACUUAUAUACAAAGGUCAUCAACCUUUUUCUCCUUUUUGCAUUAUCGCUCGUAUACGCAAGUAUUUGCUAACGAGUACGAAAUAUUAAAUAAAAUAAAAAAACAAAAACAAGAACAAACUAGUAGCUAAAUACAUAAGCACCGUGAAUAAGUAAAACGAAAUACGCGUUCGUUAUUUGAUACAUUGCGUAUACAACAAAAAAAAAACUUUUUAUCUUAAAGAUUUCAAGCGUACUUAUUAUUAUCAUAAGUACACUGAGAGAAUUUUUCUUUUCUCAUAUAUAUAUUUCAAUUUUAUCUUAUUAUCGAAAUGGAAGGAGAUUCUAAGGAAUCUAAAUCAAUAUUUAAAGUACAAAAGUACAAAAAAUUACUUCAGAAGAAAAGAGCCCAUGUACACCUGCUGAUGCUACACGCUCGAAGCAAGGUGCUACAAAGCAAAAAAAGAUGAAAGAUAUUUCCUAUACUAAGUUUAUUGCUGAGAGUGACAGUCUAAUUCGAUACUGCACUCGAUUUUCAUCUUCACCGAUUCAAGAUAACUCUGAAUCGGUAUUAGAAAUCAAAAAAGAAAAUCUAAGCAAUUUCUGGACACGUCUCCAAACUGCGUAUGGCGCAAUUGUAGAAUCUGACGAAUCAGAUCUACCUGAAAAUUUCAAAUCUUCAGCAUACUCCAAAUAUGAAAACUGCUUAGACCAGUACGAAGAAACGAGAGCUAUGAUCUCCGAUCAGUUGAGAUUAAUUAAAGCAAUUGCACCUACUCCACAACCGAGAGUAGAGCUGCCACAAGUGCAAAGCCAAGAGGCGAGUUCAGCCAUCCACCUCAAGGUGCCCGCAUGUGACACUGAAAUUUUUCAUGGUGGUUAUGAACAAUGGCCGUCCUUCCGGGACAUGUUCACAGCCGUUUACAUAAACCACCCAAAAUUAUCUAAUGCACAAAAAUUGUAUCACCUCAGAUACAAAACAAAAGGUCAAGCAGGGGUAUUAGUCAAACAGUUCGCUCUUAAUGACGAAAAUUUCAGUUAUGCUUGGGAAGCCCUAAAAGCUCGUUACGAGAACGAAAGAAUAUUAGUCGACAAACAAGUCACAAUAUUGAUGAAUUUACCAAAAAUUCAAAAAGAAACAAGUGAAGAAUUUAUUAAACUCCAAUCCACUGUUUCAAAUUGCUUGUCGGUUCUAGCGACACAGAAUAUUCCCACAGACAAUUGGGACCCCAUUCUGGUAAAUAUAUGCACAUCCGCAUUACCAGAAAAAUCGUUACUUUUGUGGGAGCAAUCGCUCUCAUCACGAAGAAAGUGCCAAACGUCGCAACAAAUGAACGAUUUCUUAACUACCUAAUACGAAAUUGCAGAAAGGGUAGAUAAAAAAAUGGUCAGAACUAAAAACGUUCAACACGACCUUAAUCGAAGCUUCAUUAGACCCCAAGCGAGUAACAACAACAACUUAAAUCGUAGUUUUUUUCAAAACACAAGCGUUCACAUCCGAACAAAAUAAACAGGCACAGGCUGAAAGCUUGCGAGAAAUUUAAAAAACUAAACAUUAACGAAAGAAACAAUUUCGUAAGAACGAAAAAAUUAUGUACCAACUGUCUGUCACAUGCGCAUACGCUUAAAGAUUGCGAAAGCAAAUUUAAUUGCGUUUACUGCCAUAAAAGACAUCAUUCAAUGUUACAUAUAACAAAUAUUUCCAGCUCAGACCCAAACAAUGCAAACGUACAACGAGCAACAGGAUUAGUUGCCACAACAAAUUCUGAAAACUGCCAAAAAGCACCAUGCUGCUCAAAGGCGUUAAAAACCCAAACGCAUAUCACAGUAGGGUACUAUUACCGACAGCAGUUGUCUCCAUCGAACACCGAGGAGAACUGUUUAAACUUAGGGCCUUAAUAGACCAAGGAUCUCAACGAUCUUUUAUAGCGUCAAGGGCACAAAGUAGGCUACAACUGCCAACAAAACCAGCUAAUUUUGAAAUUACGGGAAUGGGCGGAAGAGUAGUACAAAACUCAAACAAAAUCUGCCCCAUUACCCUUAUUUCCUCCAAGCGGAUAAGCGCAUUCAAGCAGAAGCUAUUGUCUUACCGCAACUAACAAACAUGCUUCCAAGUUAUCAUAUAAAUAGCAAGCAUUGGCAAAAGGUUUCACACCUUAGGUUAGCAGACCCCAACUGCAACACUCCCGCUCAAAUAGAUAUUCUAUUAGGCAGCGAUCUCAUACCUCAAAUUAUUCUCGAAGGUGUUGAGAAAAUUACAAAAACACUUCUGGCGCAAAAUACCAUUUUCAGAUGGGUCCUAAGCGGACUAGUUGCGGAACCAGUCACAACAAUGCCAACUCAAGUUGAGGAAAUCUCAAACGAGUACCUCAAUACUCAACUAAAGAAAUUUUGGGAGUUAGAAGAACUUCCCCCCAUAUCAAUCACAACCCCAGAAGAUCGAUAUUGUGAGGAUUUUUACAAAUCCACAACUACUCGAUUAGAUAAUGGCCGGUACGUCGUACGACUACCACUAAAGCCAGAACUCGCCUUAGGUCAUUCUCGUACCUCUGCUAUCCAACAGUUUUUAAGUAUGGAAAAAACCUACUUAAAAAAGGCGAGCUAAAACCAGAAUACGAUAGGGUUUUAGAAGAAUACCUCAAUUUAAACCACAUGGAGGAAGUCAGCCCUGGCGAAAAAAUUAUAAAAAGUAAAUACAAUUCUUUUUACCUGCCACAUCAUGCAGUAAUAAAGCCAGACAAAAAAACCACAAAGGUAAGAGUUGUCUUUAAUGUAUCAAAAUCAUCAAGUUCGGGGAAUUCCCUAAAUGACAUUUUAUUUACGGGACCCACGCUUCAGCCAGAUUUAAUGCUCCUCAUACUAAAUUGGCGUAUAUACAAAAAAUACGCUUUCAAUGGGGAUGUUGAGAAAAUGUAUCGACAAAUAGUCGUACAUGAUGAUGAUCAAGAUUUUCAGCGAAUUAUUUUUCGAAAAUCUCCCAAUAGUCCACUACGCGACUUUAUAUUAAAAACAGUUACCUUUGGCGUAAACUGUGCCCCAUACCUCGCCAUUCGUACACUCCACGAACUGGCAGAAGACACAAAGUCAGAAUUUCCUCUGGCAACACAAGUGUUGAAAACACAAACGUAUGUAGACGACAUUCUGUCUGGAAGCCACAAUCUUCCACAGGCAUACGAGUCACUAGCACAAGUGACACAAGCGCUGAAUAUAGCAGGGUUUCCGGUAAAAAAGAUAACGGCGAACCACCCUAAUAUUUUCAAGGACAUACCUAAAGAAAAUCUAUUAGAUACUAAUUUCCUUAAAUUCGAAAAGGAAAGCACAACAAAAACUUUGGUUUUCAGUUUUCAUACACUAAUGAGUCAAUAUCCGCACUAUCAGCUAUAACAAAGAGGCAAAUUUUAUCCUCGGUGGCAAAACUUUUCGACCCCGCAGGAUGGCUUUCGCCAAUUAUGAUACAAGCAAAGAUUCUAAUACAAGAAUUGUGGCUAGACGGAACUGACUGGGAUGAACAAGUGAAACCACUUCAUUUAGAAAAGUGGUCCCAGUUCGCGGGUAAUCUGAAUGAUAUCUCACAGAUACAAAUCCCACGAUGGAUAAAUUAUGCCCCAGAGCACAAAGUCGAACUACAUGGCUUCUGUGAUGCCUCUGAAAAGGCAUAUUGUACCACCAUCUAUGUGCGCACACAAUCUGACACAGCGACCACCAGUCACCUACUGGUAGCCAAAGCAAAGGUGGCUCCGCUAAAAACAAUAAGUCUGCCACGACUGAAACUAUGUGGUGCGCUACUACUAGCCAAACUAGUAUCCAUGGUGCAAACGCAUCUAAAUAUGACCAAAUACAAAUUGUAUCUCUGGUCUGAUUCCGAAAUUGUAUUAGCCUGGUUAGAAAAACCUCCACAUGCAUGGAUGACGUAUAUUUCCAAUCGAACGUCUCAAAUCCUUGACCUAGUGGGAUCAGCCACUUGGCGACACGUGGCCAGUGCUGACAAUCCUGCUGACCUAGGUACAAGGGGGUGCAAGCCUCUGCACCUUGCAACCACCACCCUUUGGUGGAAUGGCCCUCGAUGGUUAAUAGAGUCCCCCGAUUCUUGGCCCCGAUCGCCCAUACGCAAUAUAAUUGCCCCCGAAAGUCGAAAAAUCGACUCCUUUCACACGACAUUGGAUGAUACUGACAUCCUUGAGCGAUUUUCAUCAUACCCUCGAGCCCUCAGGGUAAUCGCUUACAUGCUCAACUUCAUAGAGCGACUCAAACUUAAAAUUAAGGGAAUGCGCACAGUACAUCCCCAAGGCGAUACAUUGACGCACCUAGACCUAGAAAAGGCAAAGAUCGCUCUUAUCACUUAUACUCAGUCGCGCCACUUCAGCUGCGAGAUGUCACUACUAAGAGAAUCGAAGCCGAUUGACAAAAAGAGCUCACUCUUAGUACUAAAUCCAUUUCUGGAUACGAAAGGUCUGCUUCGUGCUAAUGGUCGGCUUGCUAACUCAAGCCUGACAUAUAACGAACGCCAUCCUCUAAUAAUACCAGAGAAGUCUCGACUUGCAACAUUGCUACUCAAUGUACUGUAUGUACAUAUACUAAUGUUGCACGCGGAACAUCGCCUAAUGCAAUAUGUAAUCCGCCAAGAGUUCUAUAUUCCCCGGCUUAAGCCUCAAAUAAAAAAGUACAUUUUCAUGUGCAAGAUCUGCACUAUGCAUAAACAGAAGAUGAGGACGCAGAUUAUGGCAGCACUUCCACCGGAACGCUGCAACUUCGCUCUGCCUUUCACUGUCACAGGUGUUGAUUUUGCUGGGCCUUUUCAGAUAAAGGCAUCCAUGCUAAGGUCUCCAACCCUAAUGAAAGGCUACGUGGCUGUUUUUGUCUGUUUUACGACAAAAGCAGUGCACCUCGAGCUAUGUACUAAUUUGACAAAAGAGGCUUUUCUCGCGGCAUUUGCUCGCUUCGUCGGACGACGCGGUUUUCCGUCCAAACUUAUGAGCGACAAUGGAAAAACCUUUAUCGGAGCUCAAAGAGCCACAGAAAAACAGUUUGUAGACUUUAUUAAACAAGUCUCCCCUGAGAUUGUACAAAAGUAUGCCCCCAAGGCAUUAAUUGGCAAUUCAUCUCCCCAAGAGCUCCUCAUAUGGGUGGUUUAUGGGAAUCAGCUGUAAAAAGCUUCAAAUCACACUUAAAAAAAGGUAGCUGGAAACUACAAAUUUAAUUACGAAGAAUUUACAACUCUAUUAAUUCGCAUUGAAGCCGUUCUCAAUUCACGGCCACUAACAACACUCUCGCAAGAUCCCUCAGAUCUCACAGCCCUAACACCAGGGCACUUUCUCAAAGGAGCACCCAUUCUGGCCACACCUGAGCCAGGCGUGGAGUCGCUAUCCUUAUUAAAUCGAUGGGAGAGAAUUAAAAUUUUCCAUCACAAUUUCAGUCGCAGAUGGAAAGAAGACUAUUUAAAGGACCUCCACAAAAGGUAUCGAUGGAAAACAUCAGAAAAUGCGCCAAAGCUUGGAGAUUGUGUACUUAUUAACAACGAUUGUCUUCCACCUACCGAGUGGCGACUUGGCCGUAUAGAAAAGCUCCAUUAUGGCUCAGACGGUCACAUACGCGUCGUUGAUCUCCGUACUCAAAGCGGAAUACUCACCAGACCGCUGGUUAAAUUAUGCUUUCUACCAACCGCGGAUAAUAACGAAAAUCCGAUACUAAACAAUCCGAACAUAAUGCCGUAACGCAAAUUAAAAUAAAUCAAUGAAAUCGCAACCCGCAACCAACCGUUAACAAUAACAACAAAAAUAAAAGUAACAAAAGAAUGGUCGGUCAAUACGACGACCCAGUCAUGCCACAUAACGUGGCCCAAUCACAUUCUAUUUAUAUACUACCAUGUAUAUUCAAAUACAAUUUC
Molecule: messenger RNA, 10491 nt
Organism: Bactrocera dorsalis (oriental fruit fly)
Lineage: Eukaryota; Metazoa; Arthropoda; Insecta; Diptera; Tephritidae
Exons: 4
Coding region: 8057-9754 (565 amino acids)
Molecular function (GO): nucleic acid binding
Source: RefSeq, a predicted model, not a curated record